Messenger RNA from Cyprinus carpio (common carp), 4230 nucleotides. RefSeq names its product semaphorin-6D-like. The transcript has 18 exons. The record is from RefSeq and is a predicted model, not a curated record. NCBI's taxonomy places the organism in Eukaryota, Metazoa, Chordata, Actinopteri, Cypriniformes, Cyprinidae. Bases 136 to 2847 code for a protein of 903 amino acids. Gene Ontology annotation, biological process: negative regulation of axon extension involved in axon guidance; positive regulation of cell migration; negative chemotaxis. Gene Ontology annotation, molecular function: chemorepellent activity; semaphorin receptor binding.
GCACAUGCACAUGAGGAAGGCGUGUCUCUCGCGUCUGUUGCUCCGCCCCGUUUUCUCCCGCAGAUUAAACUGAAUUAACAGCUCCGGGUUCUCUGACGCUCAGAUUCAAGGAAAACACAGAAAAUAUGGAAUAAGAUGGUUUUUGAAGCGAAACGGAUGAUUGACAGGGCAUGGCGCUACUCUGUUGUCGUGACGAUGGUCUGUUUAUCCUGGCUCCUCCCAGUCAUUGCUACUGCCACGCCCUUCCCCAGGGAUCUGCAGCCAAUCAGUGUGGUGCGUCCGGAAGAGUCGCACCUGUAUCCCAGUUUUCAGGGUCUGGUGUUUAAUAAUGGCACGGAGCGUCUGGGUCUGGACUAUCUUGUAUUUUAUCCAGGAUCCGAUCCAGCACACAUGCUGUACGAAUCGCUGGGCCAGGUCAUUCGAUCACUGAAGAUCAUUCUCCUGUUUAGAGACCAUGUAUUUGUUGUGAAUCUCACUACUGCAGUCGAUAAAAUCAUCCCACAGCAGAUACUGACGUGGAGAUCUACAGAUGUGUCCAAGUGCGCCGUGCGAGGAAGAAACAGCGAUGAGUGUUAUAAUUACAUCAAGGUUCUUGUGCCUCGUAACGACGAGACUCUGUUUGCGUGUGGAACGAACGCUCUGAACCCGGCCUGCAGAAACUACAGAUUGAGUUCGCUGGAGCAGGUCGGUCAGGAGCUGCUGGGUCAGGCCCGAUGUCCGUUUGAGUCUCGCCAGUCCAACAUAGGAGUGUUUGCAGGUGGUCAUUUCUAUUCGGGCACAGUGACGGACUUCCAGGCGAGUGAUGCGGUGAUCUACAGGAGUCUGGGUGGAGAGGGGCGGCCCGUCCUGCGCACCGUCAAAUACGACUCCAAAUGGCUCAGAGAGCCUCACUUCCUGCACGCUGUCGAAUACGGCAACUAUGUGUAUUUCUUCUUCAGUGAGAUCGCAGUGGAGCACACGGGCGUUGGGAAGGUGGUGUAUUCGCGCGUGGCGCGUGUGUGUAAGAACGACAGCGGAGGCUCCACGCGGGUGUUGGAUCGUCACUGGACGUCGUUUCUGCGUCUGAACUGCUCUGUUCCUGGAGACACGUUCUUCUACUUCGACGUGCUGCAGUCGCUCACCAACGUGCUGCAGAUCAACCAGCGGCCCGCUGUGGUGGGGGUCUUCACCACACAGACCAACAGCAUUCCUGGCUCAGCAGUGUGUGGGUUUUAUUUGGAUGACAUUGAGCAAGUGUUUAAUGGGAAGUUUAAGGAGCAGAAGAACAGUGAUUCAGUGUGGAUGCCAGUACCUGAGGAACUAGUGCCCAAACCACGUCCAGGUUCAUGUGCAGGUGAAGGUUCAGCGUCCUCCUACUCAUCCUCUGUUCAGUUUCCAGACUCUGUGCUUUCAUUUAUUAAGACGCAUCCGCUGAUGGACGAGUCUGUGUCAGCAAUCAACAGCCAACCACUGAUCACCAGCACCGCCAGCAGGUAUAAGCUGACUCAGAUUGUAGUGGAUACGGCGGCUGGGCCUCAUAAGAACCGCAGCGUUGUGUUUCUGGGCUCUGAAGACGGCCGGGUCCUGAAGAUCCUGACCGGCACUCAAGACAACAGCUCCAGACUGCUGGAGGACAUCAGCGUCUUCAGUCCCACACAGUGUAGCGGAGAGCGUGGGGUUUUGGGUCUGGAGCUGGAUAAGGAGCAUCACGCUCUGUUUGUGGCGUUUUCCAGCUGCAUUAUCAGAGUUCCUCUCAGCCGCUGCGCUCAACACGGCACAUGCAAGAGACGCUGUCUCCACACGCAUGACCCAUACUGCAUCUGGCUGCGGACGGGACGCUGUGCUGACGUGGCUCCAGGGUUCAAGGCGGGUUUUGAGCAGGACGUUGACGGUGACCAAUCACAUUCAUCUGACGUGUGCACCGCAGCAGGAAGUGAUGUGAGCUCAGCUGUGGAUUCAGCCUCCGGUGUGAAGCAGCUUCCUGACGCAGCGGCUCUCAGCGACGGCUUUCACUUCACUCUGCUGGGCGCGUGUGUGUUGGUGGCGUUCGUGUUGGGUGCCGUCGUGUCCGGUUUGCUGGUGUCCUGUUACUGCGGUCAGAGAUCCCACCAAUCACAGGAGCCCGAGGCGUCGCUCUCGCUCACCAGCCUCGCCAAACUCAACCGCCUCGUAGACACCAGACCAGACAAGAACGACCUCACGUCCUCUCAGACCUACAGCUCCGGGCCGCCCGUUAAACCACACGUGACUGAGGACGAGGAGUUUGUCUCGGACCUGCCCACCCCGGAUUUGACGCCCGAACUGCCAAUCAAGAACUUAAACAGCCAAUGGGAGAGAAGCCAAAGCUACAACUCCACCCUGCAGGUGUUCCCCACCAAUCAGACGCUUCCCAGCAAGCACACGCCCCCAGAGGGCCACGGCGACGAUGUAUUUAAACACACACAGAAUCCCGUUGUCGCCAUUAUGACUUCAUCCUUAUUACCGGGCGACUCCGGGUCGCUGCACACGCCAACAUCAUAUUACAACUGCCUAAAAGAGACGCCCGAAACCUCAGCGUUUCAGCAGAUUCCACGACAGACGCUUCCUGAGCAGCGCCACGUCCUUAUAAAGAUGGGCAACGGCGUCACGACCGCCCGCCAGCACCGCUUCAACCAGACGUCAGCGCACGCGGGAAACAUCUACGAGAUACACCCGCGGUUAAUCACAGGCGGCUCGUGUCUGACGCGACAGCACAGCUACUGCGAGCCGCCACACCUGCAGCGCGCGGCUAUCAUCAGACGCUCAGAGUCACUCAAACCACAGAUACCCCCCAAACCCACAUACAUACCCCCCAAAACACUGCACCCGCCCUCGCACGCCAAACACUGACCUCUGACCCCAAGACACGACCCACACGGAACACUAGCAUACUGAUUACUGCACAGUAUAUACUGUACAUAGCAAACACUUCAUAUCAUUAGGUAGGAUGUUCAGUUCAGCGGGUGGCCUACAGUUAACUUCUAAAUAAUAACUUUUUUUUUUUUUUUUUAUAAAAUAAAAUAAAAAAAUUCAACUUUAUUUCAGAAAAUAAGCUCAAUGACCAACAAAAGAUGAGCAUGCACGGUAUAUACUGCAGAAAGAAAACGUGAUCUCAUUAUGUUGCAUCAGCAUUUGGCUUCUAAGUAUCUUAUAAAACCUCUAUUUUGUAAUUUGAACACUAUUUUUGCUCCAACAAAAAAGAUUGUCCAUUGCCUUUUGGAUUAGACUCCUUGGGGAUUCAAGACAAGUUUUGUCUUUAAAAUAAUCUUAAAAUGAGAACAUUCUUAAGAAAUGGUUUGGGAAUACAAAAUAUCUUUCAAAUAAAAUCUUUUUUUUUUUUUUUUUUUUUUGCAUAUUCCUUAAUCGCAAUUUAAUUUUCCAUUGGCUUUUGCAUUAAACAUUUCGGGGAUAUAAGACAAGUUAGAGGUUAUAACUUUAUAUUGGUACUUUAUGCAAAUGAAUAAUUCACAUACUGUGUCCAGUAAACAUGUUGCAGUGUUAGUAUGAAUAGUAUUUCUUCUAAACACGAGUCAGAAAACGGGAUCAGAGUAAUCAGAUAAGUAAUGUUUGUGUUUUCAUUGAGAGGAGCGCGAGCAGGAAACAGCAUCGCAUCAGACUGACAUCACUGAGCUGCAUUAAUGAGAUCUAACGUGUUUGAGUUGAUUUGUGCCUUACGUGAGAGACCUGAGGUCAGAGGUCACGAGAGGAGCCUGGUGUUCCCGUUCAUCAGCAGUGGCUUCAUGUUUCAGAGACAGGUUUCUUGGACUUGUAAAUGUCAUGUGACGGAUCAGUGUGUGUUAGAAAUCACUGCAGAAGACUGAAAAUGGCUCUAAGGCUUUUAAGAGCCUACACAAGUAUUGGUGACUGCUGAAGCUUUUACUUUAAUAUAGUCAAAUAUUCACGAUUUGCAUUUUGCUUGCAAAAAAAAAAAAGUUUCACCAGAAAAUACUUUGAAAAGUAAUUAUUUUGGGGUGUGAUGUCAUGCUUGUUUUAUUAAACUAUACAUGAUGAUGAAUGAGUGUGUGUGUGUGUGUGUGUGAGAGAGAGACAAACCCCUCCUCCUCUGACAGUAGCUCCGCCCACCUGACCUACGGAGGCCGUGAUUGGUGCAGCCGGAGGGUUUGUAUCACAGAACAUUUCGCAUUUAUUUAAUAACAGCACUAUAUUCAGUGAGUUGGCUAUGAAUUUGUGUGAUUAUGUAAUGAUUAAUAAUAAACACUGGCACUGUUAAAA